Molecule: messenger RNA, 1101 nt
Organism: Effrenium voratum
Lineage: Eukaryota; Dinophyceae; Suessiales; Symbiodiniaceae
Source: the annotation of a GenBank genome assembly
AUGCCCGUGAUCUUCCCCAUGGCCGUGCCGGAUGAGGGCACCUUCGAGUGGCUGGACGACUUCCUCUCGAAGCACCCCAGGUACGUGGAGCUUUCUGACCGUGCCAUCGGCGAUUGGGCGGAGCAGAGUGGGGUGGCCCGCAACAAGACCUACACCUGGAAGCACUCCAACGACAAGCCCGACUUGCAGACCGGGCUGCCGCUGCUGGAUGACUUCAGCGCGCGGAAGAUCCUGGGGGUGGUGGCACCCACGCAGCCCAGGAACUACGUGGUCAUGGAAAUCAAGUCGAACCUGCUGAAGGACGAGAGGUCUCACUUCAUCAAGCGGUUCAAGCGGCCCGGCUUCAAGGUGGUCGCGCAGGUGAUGAUGGGGGAGCCCCCGGCCGAGUUCAAGGCUGCAGUGCACAAGACUCAUUUGGAAGAGAAGCAGAAGAAGCUGGACGAGGAGUGGGAGCAGCGCAAGGCGGAGAAGGAGAGAGAGCGAGCUGCAGAGGAGGCGCGGCGCCAGGCGGACGCGGACGCGGACGCCCGCGCCAAGGCGGAGGCCACCGCUGCGGCGGAGGCGGUGCGGGCGCAGCUCAUGGCGCAGGGGAGCCUCCACGAGAUGGCGGUGACGCAGCCGGCCGCGCCCUCUGUGGAGACCGUGGGGGAGGCGCCGCCCAGCGUGGAGGCCGCGGUGGCGGCGUCCUCCGCGCCGGCCGGCGAGGGGAAGCCAGAUGUUGUCAUGACCGAGGUGAAGGAGGAGAAAGUUGAGCCGGUGCCGGAGGAGCCGCGGCCCGUGGCGACCCUCACGGAGGAAGAGCAGAAGGUGUGGUUCAAGGCAAAGGCGGCGCCGGAUCUCACCAGCUGGACGCUGGGCGGCCUUCUGGCGGCGAUUCAGCGAGAGGGGAGAAGGCCAGUCUGCUGGCUGCCAGCCCCCACCCAGGGCCAGCUGGUCCCUGGCCCAGCUGGCGCCAGCGAGGAGCUGGCCGAGCUGGCACUGACUCCGGCCGGCCCCGACUCGCAGGACAGGGCUGCUGGGAUAGAUGCGUGGCACUGCGCGCAGCCGCAGCAGGCCAGUCUGUUGGUAGAACGCAAAGGCGCUGCGGUCAAGGCGUGGUAG